Halichondria panicea is the source of this 2556-nucleotide messenger RNA. RefSeq names its product serine/threonine-protein kinase MAK-like. NCBI's taxonomy places the organism in Eukaryota, Metazoa, Porifera, Demospongiae, Suberitida, Halichondriidae. The transcript is spliced from 2 exons. Bases 39 to 2474 code for a protein of 811 amino acids. Gene Ontology annotation, molecular function: protein serine/threonine kinase activity; ATP binding. Gene Ontology annotation, biological process: protein phosphorylation. The record is from RefSeq and is a predicted model, not a curated record.
AAUUAGGUGCACAACAGCGAGACGCCUCCAGGUAUGCUAUGGCAGACAUCAUCAGUGAACAGACCUUUGUAGAACAGCUAAAAGAGUUUGAGCUACCUAAUGUGGAGUUCACUGGAGAGAAGCUCCGCGGAGGCAGUGGUUCUUAUGGUUACGUUGAAGUUGUCCUGAUAGCAGGAACACGUUGUGCAGCAAAGUUCUCUCAUCAAGUCUUUGAAGAGUAUCAAUGGAAAACAUCUCCAGCGGACUAUUUCAGAAAAGAAUGCACUCUCAUGAGCCAGCUCAGGCAUCCACACAUUGUCCAGUUCCUGGGUGUCUGCUGCCACCACCAAGAGGCCAUGUUACCUGCAAUAGUCAUGGAGCUACUCAUGACCUGCCUGCACAACUACCUAGAAGUAGCAAAGACAGCAUCUCUCCCUAUAGCCAUCAAGCAUAACAUACUCCUGGGUGUCUCCAAAGGCCUGGUGUACCUGCACAGCAUGGAUAUUGUCCAUCGCGAUCUCACUGCUAGGAACAUUCUUUUAUCAGAUUCCCUCACCCCCAAGAUCGCAGACUUGGGUAUGGCGCGCCUGCAAGCUGGUAGAGAAGCUGCUACUAUGACCAAUACCCCAGGCAAUGCCAAUUACAUGCCACCAGAGGCUAAGGACAAUGACAUCACUCGCUACGGGAAACCAAUCGAUUGCUUUUCAAUAGGUCAUCUCAUUCUCUUCACUAUCAUUCAAGUAUUUCCUAUUGUGUUGGGUUCAACUUACUUCAACGAAACAACUGGUCUUCUGAUGGCCCGUACUGAAAUAGAACGACGUGAACAAGGCUUCAAAAUAACCAGGGAAAUAGUUGGCCUUGACCACCCCCUUGUCCUGCUAGCCUGUGACUGUCUGGCAGUUAGGCCAAGUCUGCGACCAACAGCACCUCAAAUUAUGCAGAAACUUCAGACAAUGUCAAUCAUCCCGUAUCGAAGUUGGGAACUGACAAAACACGAAAUGAUGCAGGUUGUGAUCAAGCAUGAAGAUACCAUUCACAAGUUGCAGGACAAAUUGGCUUCGAAGCAGACAGUGACUGAGCAAAACACAGCGGCACAAGAAGAGCCUGUAUUGAGUGAACUCUACCAACAAGCACAGGCUGAUGACCAACUGUCGGAAGGUUUGUACGUCAAUGUCCCACAAUCACCAACCACACUGCAGUGGAGCUCUGAUGAGUCAGAAUAUGAUUAUGUCAACGAUAUGCAGCCAUCACCUGGUUGCAAACAAAACACUCCCAAACAGCAUGCCAAAAGCUUUCCUCGAUUACUACUACAUGAUGAUGACCGAACAUUGAAACGUCCGUACAUCAAUGUCCCACAAUCACCAACCAUACUGCAGAGCUCUGAUGAGUCAGAAGAUGAUUAUGUGAACGAUAUGCAUUUGAAAAAGCCAUCACCUGGUUGCAAGCAAAACACUCCCAAACAGCAUGCCAAAAGCUUUCCUCGAUUACUACUACAUGAUGAUGACCGAACAUUGAAACGCCCGUACGUCAAUGUCCCACAAUCACCAACCACACUGCAGAGCUCUGAUGAGUCAGAAUAUGAUUAUGUAAACGAUAUGCAUUUGAAAAAGCCAUCACCUGGUUGCAAACAAUUGCAAAACACUCCCAAACAGCAUGCCAAAAGCUUUCCUCGAUUACUACUACAUGAUGAUGGCCAACUGUUGGAAGGUUCGUACGUUAAUGUCCCACAAUCACCAACCAUACUGCAGUGGAGCUCUGAUGAGUCGGAAGAUGAUUAUGUCAACCAGCCGAUGUAUAUGCACCAGUCAUCACCUGAUUGCGAGCAAGACACUCGCAAACAGCAUGCCAAUACCCUUCCCCAGUACGUGAACGUCCAAUCACCAAAACUAGAUGUGGAUUACGAUGAAGUACCCCCAAAAUUCCAAUUUUUUUCGGAGUCUCCUAAAGCUAAGAAGCCGUUAGCCUUGCCUCGGCGCACUCGGGAAAAUCCAGUAGCCAUUGCUCUUAACAACAGCACAACAAAGAGCCCACUAGUCAGUAGACUAUACCGCAAACAAGUACCACCAUCUCACAACAAUCAGUCAAUGGCAAAAAGGAAAAUCGAAUGUAAAAGGCAGUCAUCACUGUCCUCUCUAGUGACCUUCCCCAACUCUCCCGUUCUCUCUCCUCACAAGACAACCUUCCAAUAUGGGUACCGAUCAAGGGUGAGCGCUAUGACUGGACUAGAGAGCCCUAAACUCACACGGACUAAAUCCUUGCAAAAUAUAGAAGCACCUCAGAACAAAAAUCCUGAACCAUGGGCUGAAGUAGUUGCGACACCAGUGACCAACAAAGAAAGUCGCUCUUUUAAGGGUGAACGGUUCCGCAAGAGAUCACUCAGUGCAGAUGCAGUGCUUGGAUCGUGGACUUGUAGGCACUGCGGCAAAAAACUGAAAUUUGUGUCUGGAACUGUGUGUUACGUAUGUUGUACUGCACACACAUUAAAUUUUAGUUAGUUUACUAUUCGUGUAUUUUAUAGAACCGUAAUUUUUAUCCAUUGAACUUUAAUUUCAAAAAUACAAAACUGUUUAUUAUCAC